UCUCCGCACAUACAUCCACGCAUGUGUGUUUAUAUACGUGCACAAGAGAGUGUAAUCGCCGAUUACAUUAUCUGUAUAUAUUCGUGCAUAAAGUGUAGAGAGUAAGAGAGAAAGAGAGAAGAGCAGCGCAAAAGAGAGACAGAGAGACAAGUUAUUAUUGUCUAUUGCCAAGUUGUGCCUUUCGCGACGGCUACGACGACUGCUUGGGAUUCUUCUUCUAUUGUAUCAUACAACGCUCUCGGUGCUUGUGACUGUGCUUACAUAUACAUAGAUAUACAUGUACGCAACUGCUACUGUGCAUACGAGUAUGUGCGUACGAUAUAAUCAGAGGAAUAGAUUCAUGGACUGCUAGUAGCCUGCUGUGAAAUUUUUCAUUAAUCGUUGAACCUCUCUGUUAAGUUUUAAAAUGACUGAGUACAAGCUUGUUGUUGUUGGUGCUGGUGGCGUUGGAAAAUCAGCCCUCACGAUCCAGCUUAUCCAGAAUCAUUUUGUUGACGAAUACGAUCCCACCAUUGAAGAUUCGUACAGAAAACAGGUUGUCAUUGAUGGAGAAACCUGUUUGCUGGAUAUUUUGGAUACAGCAGGUCAGGAAGAAUACAGUGCAAUGAGGGAUCAGUACAUGAGGACGGGAGAGGGUUUUUUACUUGUAUUUGCUGUUAACUCUGCCAAAAGUUUUGAGGAUAUAGGAACAUAUCGUGAACAAAUUAAGAGGGUUAAAGAUGCUGAAGAAGUGCCAAUGGUACUUGUUGGAAACAAAUGUGAUUUACAGCAAUCUUGGGCUGUUAACAUGACACAAGCGCGAGAAGUUGCCAGGCAGUACGGAGUUCCUUUUGUUGAAACAUCUGCAAAAACCAGGAUGGGAGUAGACGACGCAUUUUACACUUUGGUGCGAGAAAUACGUAAGGAUAAAGAACAAAGGGGCAAAGAAAAGAGGAAGCGUAUGAAGGCCGGCAAUUCGAGUCGCAGAAAACAUCGGUGCACUAUCCUCUAAUUUUACUAGAGGAUAGAUACCAAAUUUGAUUUUUGAAAGAACGUUUGCAUAUACCUUUCACUUGAGUCACGAAGAAAGUGAAAAACAGUGCAAAAUUGUACAAUAUUUUACCAGUUUUAAAAACUUUUGUAACUGCUAAUGAUCAAUGCAAUUUACAGUAAAUCGUUGAUGGAACUUUCUAUUGUUGACGAUGAAAAUAUCUUUAAAAUUGAAAUUCUGAUUACCUGCUCCUUAUGAUUCUGACAUAAGGAUACAAAUUAUUUAAAGAACGAUGAAGUAAUAUUAUUUUUCCAAGUGUUCAAUACUUGCUUAAGUGUUUUUUAAGUAUUGGUAUGAUAAGUGUAGUUAUAGCUAUAUUGAUCAUGAUUGUAUUAAUUUUUUACUCUGUGAAUUUGUUAUGAAUAUAAACUCAAUGGUAAAGUUGAAAAAUGUUGCACAAACUGUUGUUCGUUUUGAUAAAAUCAUUCAGAAAUAUUGAAAUGAAGGCAAUAAAUAUUUUACUGUGAUUAUCUGGCCUCUAAUAUCAACAAAUACAUAGGUACAGAAUUUUCACAAUUUGUAUGCAUAUAUGUGUAAGAAUAUGCAUGCAAUGUCAUCAGCAUAAUUAAAUCAUUUAAAACAGUAUUUUGAAUAUUGUGCAUGCAUUUUUGUACAUUCAUUUAAAAUUACCAUUAAAUACGCGAAAGGCAUUGUACAAAAUUCAAAAUAACACAGGGCACAAUAUAAAAAGAUUUAAGAAAUAAUUGAACAGCUUCUAUAAAUCUUUAGAUCAAUCUGGACAUUGUUUAGAGAGUGGAGACGCAGAAUUGUCUCGCACAAUGAAUUCAUAAUUGUAUUUCGUGCUUGUGAAUACUUUUGUAUUUUAAAAAUAUUUUUUAAUCAAAUUAAGUUAAAAUAGCUAGUAGUGCAUCUAAAAAAAGUAAAAAUCAAGAAGUCUAGAAUGAUGAGCAAGUGACCAUUCUCAAUAAGUCAUUCUCUGUUACUUUCUGAGAUGCGUGCAUGAUUCUUUAUUCUUUUGAAAUCUUUAAUCUAAAAAUUUUUAACUAUUGGUUGAAUGGUACAAAAAUCAUGAUAUUGUAUUUUAAUAAAUUUCGAUGAUGCGAACGGGGUAACAAAAGUACUUGCACAGCAUCAAAAAGUUAAUAUUCAAUUGACAAAAUUUAUUUAUAUUUGUACCCUUGAAUUACCUUUGUAUACAUACUAGUAUAACUAUGUAACGUUUAAGUAAUCGCUAACGAUUAAAAAAAAGGACGAAAAACAACAAAAAGGAUAAGAUCGAAUGAUUGAACUCACUUAGCAAUAAGAAAAUUAAAACUUGUAUAUAGUUUUUAAGCUCGCUGCAAGUAUACAGAGUCGAAGACAAACGAAACGAAAAAGAAAGCACAACAGGACUUCUUCUAUGUGAUAUAAUAAGUGAGCGCACGUUAAUGAGAGAGAGAAAGAGAGAAAUAGAUGCACGAUAAUGAUGAGUCUUGUUGAAAACACGACGAUUUGUGAGAAUAAGAUAAUGCAUAUUCCAUUUUUCGAAUGCCGCGAAAACGUGAACUUUUGUGAGUGCUGCGCGCGGUCCUGUGUUCUUCUCUCUUCGCCGAAUUUUUUUCUCUCUUUUCGAUUACUAUACACGCACACCGAUAACUAUAUCUAUAUAAAUCUAACGACUUAUAUUAUUAUUAUUGUGCAUAAUUACGAAUUAGAUUCGUUUUUAAAGCCCGUAUUUUAAUUAUUUUUUUUACAUAUAUACUUCAUCUGCGUCUAUUAUAUAUAUUAUAUGAAAAGAAAAGUUUUGUAUAACAAUUCAUCGUGUAGAUUGUUUGUUUGUUUUUUUUUUUACUUUUUUUUUAGUAAUAAUUAUGAUAAUCCAUCAGUCUGCGAUCUUCAUACCGAAGGAUUGUAAUAUACCUGCUCUUCCAAUGAUGACUCUUAUUGCCAUUGUAAUGCAAUUGUAUAAGAAUGAAACGUGCAAAUACACAUUUUUUAAUCUAUUGAUA
Molecule: messenger RNA, 2979 nt
Organism: Trichogramma pretiosum
Lineage: Eukaryota; Metazoa; Arthropoda; Insecta; Hymenoptera; Trichogrammatidae
Gene: Ras85D
Product: ras-like protein 1
Exons: 5
Coding region: 407-991 (194 amino acids)
Biological process (GO): Ras protein signal transduction; epidermal growth factor receptor signaling pathway
Cellular component (GO): plasma membrane
Molecular function (GO): GTPase activity; GTP binding; GDP binding
Source: RefSeq, a predicted model, not a curated record